AUGUCCGCCUUGAGCAAUCACGAAAAACUGGUCGCUGAAGUCUAUCGCUCCAUAGUCAAUGAAGUUACUCAAAAUAUUCAAGAUAUUUUCAUUGAGGAAGGCUACAGCACCGACAUCAUUGCCGAAUUAAAAAAGUUGUGGAUUCAGAACAUUGAGGAGAGUGGUGCUGUUCCAGCUUGGAAUAACAAUGGAACCACCACAACUUUGGGAAGUAGCAGCAGUGGUGGUGGAGGAGGAGUCUCCUCACGAGCCACUGGUAGUACUUCAUCAAGAAGAGCCACAGCUUCCACCGGAGAAGGAGGAACAAGAAGAGGAGCCAGACAACAACAAACCUCAACAGCAGCGGCAGCCUCCUCUUCUACCAUGGCCUCCCAACCCAGUGCUACACAAGACAACAACAUUCCUACAUUACCUAUUUCAUCCCAUCAACAACCUCAAUUACCAACAGCAAGUAGUAGUAGUAGCUCCAGCAACAUGACCAUUCCUCGGUUUAUGAAUGAUCAUGGUUCUCAACAGCCACCUCAACUUCCACCUCCCUUGCUUCCAACAACCACGAUGCACGGAGGUACCAAUACAUCAUCCUCGUAUCUCCCUCCACCUCUCAUGCAUGAGAUGGGCACUCCAGUUUUACCUCCGCCUGCUUCAACUCCUUUAUUUAUGGGACCACCUUCAGCCACAACACCAUUACAGCAUCAAUAUCCACCUCAAACACCUACACUUCCAACCAUUAGUCCCUAUACUACUGGAAGUAGUGUUAGUAGCAGCAAUUUUCAAACACUUCCAUCUUCUGCCUACUCGCCAAGCCCUGUAAUGCCUCCUCUCGUAUUCAAACCUCAACAAAGCCUUACUUCACCUCCAGGUUUGCCAAUUCAUACACCAACAUUACCAUCACCAGCCUCAACCACCACAGGGCUACCUUCCACACCACUUUCAUCGCUUUCGGGAAUGACUCGUCCUCAUUCAACUGCUAAUUCUUCCUCUGCAACGUCCACAACCACACCAGGAGGAGUAUCUUCUAACUAUUAUGCAUUACCUGAAACAACGACAACAACCCCUUUAUCAUCCACUUCAGGAAGAUCUGGACCACCUCCUUCACAGUAUUAUCAUCAAACCUCAAACUUUUUACUGAAUCAACCUCCACCCUCUCUUCCUUCAUUGGAUUCUCUUGGAAGACCGGAAAGUUUCAUGCCACCUGUGAAUUAUGGAAAUAGAUCAUCUCAGACCAAUCUCGCUCGACCUCCACUUCCAUUUCACAGUAAUCCUCUUCAUGUCAAUUCUCAACCACCUCAAAUGCCUCCCCUUAAUUUUAAUCCAAUGAUGACGCUUCCACCAGUGAGUGCCUUGCAAAACUUUACUCCUCCUCCAAGCAUAUCUGCAUCAACUUCACAGGAAGGGACCAAAAGAAUUAGAUUGGAGCAAGGCGAUCAUACUGGGUCCUCCUCGACAACUAAUAUUAGGCAAUAUGAUGGAGCUGGCGAUGAUGAAGACGAUGACGACGAUGAUGGAGACGACGAUGAAGAAGAGGAAGAUGGAGACGAUGAAUCAGGCGAUAAGCAUGCAAAUGGAGACGACCAAGAAUUGGGCUCUGAAGACGAUGUCGAAGAAGAGAAGGUUCCUGAAGACAUUCCUAACAUCAUCUUAGCUCAGUACGAAAAAGUUACCAGACAUAAAAGUAGAUGGAAAUGCACGUUGAAGAGCGGUGUCGUCCACAUGAAAGGUAAAGACUUUUUAUUCAACAGGCUCACUGGAGAUUUUGAAUGGAAAUAA
Molecule: messenger RNA, 1767 nt
Organism: Naegleria lovaniensis
Lineage: Eukaryota; Heterolobosea; Eutetramitea; Acrasida; Naegleriidae
Exons: 1
Coding region: 1-1767 (588 amino acids)
Biological process (GO): transcription by RNA polymerase II; transcription initiation at RNA polymerase II promoter
Cellular component (GO): transcription factor TFIIA complex
Source: RefSeq, a predicted model, not a curated record